This is a messenger RNA of Penicillium malachiteum, 486 nucleotides long. RefSeq lists its product as uncharacterized. The record is from RefSeq and is a predicted model, not a curated record. The transcript is spliced from 2 exons. The coding region runs from base 1 to 486 and encodes 161 amino acids. Lineage: Eukaryota; Fungi; Ascomycota; Eurotiomycetes; Eurotiales; Aspergillaceae.
AUGCCCUUUUCGUGGUUCCAGCAGGGUUCUAUGCGCCGCUUCACCGCGCCCAACUCCAUUAUCAGCCUUGCCGAGCCCAUACCAACCAGCUGGAUCGUUUCCGAGGUCACGAAAGAAGAUGAUUUUCAACUAUCAGAAGAAGAUUUCAGCCCUGACGCAGAGUCCUUCGCAAGUGUGAAAUCAAAGUGUACCAACAGCCAGACUACCACAACGGCCAUCAUGCGCAUGAGAUUCAAGUUCAUGGAUGCGACUCGAGCCUCGCAGGCCUCGCAAGCAAAAUCAGAGGAAUUAAAGGCCUACAUGAUACUGCGUGACAACCCUGACGCAUCAGAAAUCACACCAAGACUAUUGGCAUAUGAGGAAACAACUCAGUCUGUGGAUGACCCGGUACCCGGCGGGUUUAUGACCUUUAUUGUGUGGUCUAUUGUACCAGGUAUCCGACUUGACAGUCCUAGUGUCUUCUGGGCAAUGGAUAGUGCUGAAUGA